Molecule: messenger RNA, 4084 nt
Organism: Acanthopagrus latus (yellowfin seabream)
Lineage: Eukaryota; Metazoa; Chordata; Actinopteri; Spariformes; Sparidae
Gene: sh3gl1b
Product: SH3-domain GRB2-like 1b
Exons: 9
Coding region: 405-1460 (351 amino acids)
Biological process (GO): synaptic vesicle uncoating
Cellular component (GO): cytoplasm; glutamatergic synapse; presynapse
Molecular function (GO): protein binding
Source: RefSeq, a predicted model, not a curated record
UUCACCCGCAUAUGAAUCCACUAACGCCUGCUGUGUUAACUCGGGAAACUGAUUUCAUCCAAGUGGCUGGUGCAGAUUUGGUGCUCAGUGUGGCGUACCAGUGUGUCCGAGACUGUUUUUUGUCUGUUUGUUUUAAAGUUCGGGGCCUAGUAUCGAUAUUUUCUUUUGAAUUUAGGACAUUUCGCCCCGUUAUCUGCCGUGACAGUGGGAAGAAUCACCCUCUCGACGUGGACGUGGUCAGUUGGCGUGUCCCGACUUGGAGUGACGGCUGUGCAGUCCUAUGAUUCAUCCUAAACAAUUUCUGCACUGGCCCCUUUUUCUAACAAACUGUGUCGCUAACUUUAGAGUUAUAUCGUGACCUAUUUUCACCUCCGUCGAAAGUUGGAAGACGACCGGGCUUCAAGAUGUCUGUAGCGGGCUUGAAGAAGCAGUUUUAUAAAGCCAGCCAGAUGGUAAGUGAGAAAGUCGGAGGUGCUGAAGGAACUAAACUAGACGAAGACUUCAAAGACUUAGAGCGGAAAGUAGAUGUGACCAGUAAAGCAGUAGUGGAGGUCAUCUCCAAAACAUCAGAGUACCUUCAGCCCAACCCAGCAUCACGGGCCAAACUGUCCAUGUUGAACACCAUGUCUAAGAUACGUGGUCAGGUGAAGAAUCCAGGCUACCCUCAGGCAGAGGGGCUGCUGGGGGAGUGCAUGGGCAAGUAUGGACGGGAACUCGGAGAGGACACUAACUUUGGUGGAGCACUAGUAGAUGUUGGAGAAGCCAUGAAGAGAUUGGCAGAAGUCAAAGACUCCCUAGAUAUUGAUGUUAAACAGAACUUCAUCGAUCCAUUGCAAGGGCUCUGUGAUAAAGACCUCAGAGAGAUACAGCACCACCUGAAGAAGCUGGAAGGCCGUCGUCUGGACUACGAUUACAAGAAAAAGCGUCAGGGCAAGAUCCCAGAUGAGGAGGUUCGACAGGCCCUGGAAAAGUUUCACGAGUCAAAGGAUGUGGCCGAGACGAGCAUGUACAACCUGCUGGAGACUGAUAUUGAGCAGGUGAGCCAGCUCACAUCCCUUGUGGAGUCCCAGCUGCAGUACCACAGACAGGCUGUGCAGGUGUUGGAGGAACUUUCUGACAAACUCAAGGACAGGAUGAACGAUGCUCAGACUCGACCAAGACGUGAAUACACACCUAAACCCAAGCCUAUCUUUGACUUCGGAGAGGACAACCAUUCAAAUGGUGGCUACUCGACCUCAAUGGCGAUGCCACCUUCACGUAACUCAGCCCCGGAGCAGCCGAGCUGUAAGGCGCUGUACGACUUUGACCCAGAGAACGAGGGAGAGUUGGGCUUCCGCGAGGGCGACAUCAUCACCCUGACCAAUCAGAUCGAUGAGAACUGGUAUGAGGGAAUGCUGAACGGCCAGUCGGGAUUCUUCCCUCUCAACUAUGUCGAGGUCCUCGUUCCGCUGCCACACUAAUAGAAACAGAGCAAGAGAGCCGAGGAGGAGACUGACGGAGAGGAGGAGGAGAAUUGGGCGAGUAGAAUUGGUAGAGAGGGAGGAAAGUGAAGCCAAGGGAUGGUCCGCAGAUUAUUCAUUUUCACCUUCAGCUCCAGCGUCACGACCACCAACGAGCACUUUUUGUCAUCUGGAGUUCUGGAGAAGAUGGUCACAUUUCAAAGUCCAGAGCAGAAUAUCAGCCUGUUAAAGGGUCUAAGAUGGACACAAAAUGUCAUAUCUCGUUAUCCGGCAGUCAGAAACAUUUCUUGAGGACUAACUAUGACACAUUUAUAAGCAAUAUUUUUAUUUUAUCACAAAUUACUGAUAAAGACAAUUUGUAUAAAAUCUGAUGACUGGGGUGACACAUUUAUGCCAUCAUUUGUGUGUGUCUGCAGUCAGUUCAUAACUCAGGUGGUCACCAAGUUAACAGUCAGUUCUCAGACUGUAGAGGCCAACUGGAGCCUCACAGUAAAUGUCACGUGUAAGUUGACUGAAUAUUAUCCUCAUUUCAAAACCCAAAACCUUUAUAUGUGCCGCCGCCCCCCCAGGACUGGAACUCAUCCGUUGAUGCCACCUGCUGGCAAGACUGAAAGUUGCCUUUAACUCGACUAAAAUGGAACUACACACGACUAAAAAAAGAAAAUGCGUUCAUAUUUUUAAUGACAAACAUGAGCCUCAGAGUUAGCCUCAGAUCUGUGAUUUGUACUUUUUUCAGGUUUAUUGGCUGAUUUGUAAUGCUCUUUUUAAAAGAAUCUCUAAGCUGAGCACUGACAGUAGCUUAGAUGACAGCAGGCCUGACACAGUGGUUUCCUUUUUAUUGUUUCAGUAUUUGAUUUAUGUGUGUCUCAACCUACUACAGUAAACAUAGAACUGCUUACUGCACAUGUGAGAAAAUGUUGUAAUUGCACCUUGGUCCUCAAUUGAGAUUGAUGUUUGUGUGUGUGUGAGUGUGUUUGCGCGUGACAGACUUCACCAUCACACACAGACCCCAAAGUUCAAUGCAGACGUUGCACGUUUUUGUCACUUGAGGCGGCUGUGUGCUGGUUGUGUAGAGACGCAGGAUGAUUGGUCGUUCAGUGGUUGUUGGUUCAAUAGAGGAGACAGAGCCAAAAAGUUUAUUAAAUGCAAUAAAAAAAAAAAAAACAUAUCGCUACCUUGUUAAACCGCUAACUAUUCUGUUACACAGCCAUAUAUUCAUUUAGUUUGGGGCCUGUUUGUCUCUGCAUGUUAAGCCUUUAUUCAGUCUUUUGACCCCCUGUAUCAGGCGCCCGUUCACCUUCAUGCAGUGCCUGAUUUGAUGAGGCUGCUGGCAGCUACUCAUCACUAACUGUCCCGCUGUUUAUGUCUGCCCUCGCGUCUUUGAGAAUGUGAAAUUCAUCUGUGCUUUGAAACCUAUUUCUCACCCCUGUGAUUCUGAUUAUUCACAACGGCUCUGUUUGGAGUUAUUGUUAGUACAUUCGGGCUGAUGUAGACAGGUUGUGCCUGUUUCAGUUAAUCUAUUUGGACAAGGCUGGUUUCUUGUCACAGUCCACACCUGCAGAUGGGAGUCUUAUCCAACAUACGGUGUUGAGUAUGAGGAGAGAAGACCUGGAGUGAAAAGGGAAAACAUCAAGGGAAAAAUAAGUGUCAGCUGGGUUCCAUUUUGACUCAUUUGGAGAACUUUUGUUACCAAAACACGAACCCUCACCCAACAAUCAUCAGUCAUGCUGAUUUUGAAUUGUUUGGAGGGGGGGAGAAAAAAUUGAGUUGUGAAUGAAAACUAUGUGCUCUUUAAUCAUUUUUGCUACAUUUCCCCUCUUCUUAUCUGUCCAUCACACCACGCUCCAAACACUUCCCUUACUCCUGAGUUUGGUCCUGGUCUAACAUGUUUACAUUUCUGAUCUUACAACAUUUUGAUGUUUGUAUCAAGUUCAGGGCAAAGUGUAAGGACUGUCGGGGUUGCUGUCUGGAUUACACUGUUAUCAAAAAAGUCCUUGAUAGCUUUGGUUUUUGUGCCUUUGGAAAAGAAAGGAGGGAAAGUAAUGCAACUAAUACAGCAACCAAAACCUAACCUAGCUACUUAUGAGAAUGGUUUCUUUUCUACUUUUGGUUUUAUUUCCAGCCGUUGGCACUUUUCCUGUGUAAAGGUGAAAUGCAUGUGUGUGCAAUUCUGCACAGUUCUGACACUACAGGCAGUUUCCUGGUUUAUGUGUUGUUUAGACUAAUGUGAGGUUUAUCAGCACACCACCAGUGGAAACUGAGUUUUUAUGUAGAUUUUAAUCCAUGUUGAAAAAAAAAAUGUCCCACUGGUUUCAGUUUUUAAAGGGCUAUGUUUGUUUAAUCAGUCUUAAAUGCUCCUUUGAACAUAAUUAAAUCAUCCUGGCUCUCUAUAGUAUUAUUUUUUAUAUACAAGACCUUAAAACAUUUAAAUUGAUCUUUGCAUGUAGUCCUAUAUUACACCUUGUAAAUGUACGUCUUAGAUUUAAGUUGCCUUUUUACUUCUGGUAUGAGUACAGAAUUUAACCGCAAUAUUUUGUCUUUUAUUAUCAAAGUAUUUGUACGUGCUUCUUUUCUUGUCCCCCAUCUCCCCCUUCUUACAAUAAAUAAAACAGACAAAUGUGUUA